Messenger RNA from Punica granatum (pomegranate), 609 nucleotides. Lineage: Eukaryota; Viridiplantae; Streptophyta; Magnoliopsida; Myrtales; Lythraceae. The record is from RefSeq and is a predicted model, not a curated record.
AUGUCUUCCAUGAAGCUCUUCCUCGUUCUCAUUCUUGCCACUGCACUGAAUCCCACCAUGGCAACUCAAUCAGCAGCACUCUUUGGCACUACUGCCAGUUUGAGCAAUAACAAAAACAAUGCAACUGCAUAUGCUCCUCCUGCCAAUUCGAUCCCAUUGAUCAUAUACGAACUAAUAGAAAACUCCACGAGCCCUGGGAAAAGCCAGUUUGAGAAGGAAAUCGAUACCCUGUACCAUGGACAGAAGCCGCAGUAUGGGAAAGACUACUCAGCGGUAAUAGCUAUUAUUGAGAGCUUCAACCAGGCCCAUGUCGGACAGUAUCCCCAUGCAGUGGCCAGUACAGUGGGAAACAAAAUACGCAUAAACUCUGAUUGCAUACAGGACUUUAGGGGGGAUGCCUGUCACGAGUUUACUGGAAUUAUGAACCAUGAGAGCACACACGUCUGGCAGUGGAAUGGGAAUGGGAUGGCUCCGGCUGGGCUUAUCACUGGCAUAGUCGACUACGAGAGGUUGAAGGCUGGGUGCCCCUCAACAAAGUGGGUCAAGCGAGGAUGCGGUAGUAGGUGGGACCAGGGUUAUGAAAUUACAGCCUACUUCCUGGAAUUCUGA